AGGCGGGACCGUGGAGACCCAUGGACCCCCCCGCCCCCCCCCAUCUGUCUCAUCUGUCUCAGUCGGUGUGUCCUCCGGACCCUGAGCUGCUGCGGGGAAGAAACGGUUAACACAAAGAUGCGCGAGUGCGUCUGAGCAUGUGCCGCCGCUGCUGCAGUGAAGGAAAAUGGUCCAUUUCCAUCCGACAGCAGAGACACGGAGGAGGAGAAGGGACCACCACCACCACCACCACCAGCAGCACCGACACAUCCAGGACAACCGGACCCCGCAGUGGAGCGCGAUCGGCCGGCCAGAGAGCUGAGGGAGACACCGCAGUCUGAAGGCGCGGCUCGUCAGCGCGGACGGGACGUCGGCUGGAAGGAUGGAGACCUCGGAAAGCCCGGGGGCUCCUGUGCCCCUGACGGCGCUGUCGCGCUGGUACCUCUACGCCAUCCACGGCUACUUCUGCGAGGUCAUGUUCACCGCCGCCUGGGAGUUCGCGGUGAACUGCAACUGGAAGUUCCCCGGCGUGACCAGCGUGUGGGCGCUCUUCAUCUACGGCACCUGCAUCCUCAUCGUGGAGCGCGUGUACCUGCGCCUGCGCGGCCGCUGCCCCGUGCUGCUGCGCUGCGUCAUCUACACGCUGUGGACGUACCUGUGGGAGUUCGGCACGGGGCUGCUGCUGCGCCAGUUCAACGCCUGCCCCUGGGACUACUCCCAGUUCCGCUACAACUUCAUGGGCUUGAUCACGGCCGAGUACGCCGUGCCCUGGUUCUGCGCCUCCUUCAUCGUGGAGCGCCUGGUCAUCCGCAAGACGCUGCGGCUGCGCUUCCACGCGGGCCCCGACGACGGCUGGUCGGACGCCGAGGGAGGGAGGGUGAGGGGGAGGAGGAGGAGAGGGAUGGGCAACGACGCAAACGGCUACCUUAAAGCGGAGUGAUCCAAGAUGCAGGGGGGAGAGGACGCAGUGCUCCGCCACACCUCCUCUGGCCUCCUCAGCCACAUUGACGAGCCGCCCCUCCUCGGUAACUGUGUGGGAAACGAAAUACAAACAGACGGCUGUGUCGACUGGGCCGGUGUAUCAGAAGAGCCAGAAAAACAAAACCUAACCGGGGCCUAAGACCCCCCUCAUAUCACUCACUGUCAACGGAGGAACUGUAACUCCGUGCUGCUGCGAUCUCAUAAUGCACCCACCCAUCGACCUUCGGGUCAGGGCUCUUCAGUGACCAGGGCUUCACCCUCAGCUCCCUACUGUCCCUGUGGUCGCAGAGAAACCGGCGAAAUGAAAACCAACAGUCGUCGCAAAGUCUCGCGUGGACAAGAGGAACCGAGGACAAACCUUUUUCAUUUCAAGGGCACGUCAAUGGAUCUGAAAGCUCAAAGCCCUGCUGCAUAGAAGAACAAACGAAAGAGUAGCCGCAGUUGUGACGCGUCCUUUUUAAAAAAAAAAAAAAAAAAUGUACAUACUGUCCCUUUUAGUAUUUAUUCAAAGUACUGUAGUAAUGUAGCUUACAACGAGGCUCUGAGAAGAACAUAAUACCCACAAUGCCUGUGGGGGAAAAAAAACUGCAUGACAAAAAAAACCCAAUUGUCUUCCAAUGUGAUGUACAUUUUCGACGGAGCUCCUUCAGCAGUCGCACCGCACUGACUGUACGUCUUCACUGGACGCUCGGGAGGCGGUGUGGCUCGACCAGUCACCCCAGUCGGGUCUCGGCUCUCUCCUCCUCCUCCUCCUCGACGUGUCCGAACGCGUCGCGACGAUGCACGGCAGCUCCUCCGCAUCGCGAGGCGCACCGGACAAAUGCAGUCCGUUCGUCAGGAUAUAGCAGGGACGCCUUUUCCAUUGAUGGUAACAAUCGUGACCAUCGGCAUUAAUCUCCAAAGCUUUUCUUUUGUGCAACUUUUCUUGACUCACUGUCUCCGUCUAAUUCAUGCACUUUGAUCGUUGUCUCAGAUCUGCCAGGAUCAUUCAAGACAUAACUUUCCUUCGUUCGUGUCGUCCUUUCGUUCCUUCCAUCGUGGGCUGUGAAAGGAAAACGCUCAACGAUCAAUUCAAUUCAUGCCGGGAGUCGCAGGGCACGAUUUGUCUGUUUCCGGCCCUUUGGAUUACUGUAUAUAUGACCGGUUGUAUGGAGCAAACGGCAAGAAAUAUGCAGCUAUUAGUGAUUAUUGAACGAGGGAAGACGCUCACAUAUCGCCUGAUGUAACCGUUCUUUCCCACAUGCAUGAUUUGCGAGCCGAUUAUGGAUUUUGUUUCCUUCGACCCGGUGUUAGUCCGAGAAAGGGCUGCAGAGGUGACGUCGCAGCGUCGGCUUGUGUCCAUAGGAGCAACUGUUCAACCACUACAUGUUACCGUCAACAGCACUGAUGUCUUCCAAGGUAACGUUAGGACACUUGAAAACGCACAUACAAACACACAAUCCUCGAUGACGUUGUCGUCCUCCACGUUGGAUGCUGGCGACUAGCUCUGCACAUUGGUUUUCAUGCAAACAAGAGCGCAUAGCAUCACUCUGGUCGGUGUGCAUGAGACAUAUGACCACGCACGUUGUGGACUCUUGACUCAGCUUGUCACUGUUUCCCCAAAAGAAAUCUGAUCUGAGUCCACGUCUGGUCCACACUCCUCUGUGACUCUGUGGAUUCGACCUCGGCCGGCGCGGCUGCGGCGCCGUCCAGCGUCUGCCCUCGACUCUCUGCCUGGAAACCCGGAGGUGGCGGACGGAAGGAUUUAUCGGCCGUCGCAGAUUAAGUGCUGCCAUCCGGUGGACAAAAUUGUAGACUGCAACCGGAAACCUGUCCAGCUUGAAAAGAAACGACGACGUGUGCACAAAACACUUGAAGGUCGGGAAUCCCUAUCAGGGUCAAGGAAGGAGAAGGUUGCUUGUUUAUCCGAUAGUGGCUCAGAAAGCAACGGAGGUUUUCUGACCCAACAACUCAACAACGGCUCAAGGCUUUUACCUCUUUCAAAAAAAUCUAUUAAACGGCAUUAUGACAAGUGAUAUGCAGCUAAUAUCUUUAUCCAAUUCUACCGCUUAGACGAGACAAAUCAGAAGAACGCGCAAAAAAAAAGAGGCGUAUUUGUUCUACGUGUGAGUGGAGUAUUGAGUGAGUGUGUAUCGUGUGUUGUACAGAGACGUCUGCCCUGUGUGUGUACGUGCAUGUUGCGAAUGCUUGAAACUGAACUGAAUUCUCGGGUAUUUUUACUUCCGAAGGCUGCAUGUCCUAAAGUUUUCGAUCUCUCCUCUGAACUCUGACUUUACCCGAGUAGUUAUUAUUAAUCCCAUGUACUGUAAUUGGUUCUAACCUUCUUAUUUUUCUUAAUAAAAAUGGAUACAGAUUGUUGGUGAGACGACUGCACUCGUUUAUAUCGCUCCACGUUGAUUGUGUUCACGUAUGAUUUGUCCAAAAAUUUGGGAUUAAAUGUAUUUAUUUGAUCGUA
Molecule: messenger RNA, 3415 nt
Organism: Scophthalmus maximus (turbot)
Lineage: Eukaryota; Metazoa; Chordata; Actinopteri; Pleuronectiformes; Scophthalmidae
Gene: tmem229b
Product: transmembrane protein 229B
Exons: 2
Coding region: 362-919 (185 amino acids)
Source: RefSeq, a predicted model, not a curated record